AUGGCCGGUCAAGUACGCAUGCAUCCGUAUUACGCAUGCAUCCGUAUGUUUGAGACGGGCCCUGCUUCGCCUGACAAGAGCGACAUAACGUGA
Molecule: messenger RNA, 93 nt
Organism: Peronospora matthiolae
Lineage: Eukaryota; Oomycota; Peronosporomycetes; Peronosporales; Peronosporaceae
Source: the annotation of a GenBank genome assembly